ACUUUGUAUUGGCUGCGGGGCUGUCGGCCUCUUUCUUCAUUUAUCUCUUAAAAACAACCAGCAGGAAUAAAAAGCAGCCUUUAGACUGCUUGUUGGAGGGAACUGAGGAAACUUUUCUUCCUGAAUAUCUAGCAAAUAUUCCCUGUAGAAAACAAAAUGAGUGACAUACUGGACGAGGGCUCUUUCAUGUUCACAUCGGAGUCCGUAGGAGAAGGACAUCCAGAUAAGAUUUGUGACCAGAUCAGCGAUGCCGUCCUGGACGCCCACCUGAAGCAGGACCCAGAUGCCAAAGUUGCCUGUGAGACGGUGUGUAAGACCGGCAUGGUGCUGCUCUGCGGGGAGAUCACCUCUCGGGCCAACGUGGACUACCAGAAGGUAGUGAGAGAAGCCAUCAAACACAUCGGCUACGACAACUCGGACAAAGGUUUUGACUAUAAGACGUGUAACGUGCUGGUGGCUCUGGAGCAGCAGAGUCCGGACAUUGCUCAGGGAGUUCACAUUGACAGAGAAGAGGAAGACAUGGGAGCUGGAGACCAGGGUCUGAUGUUCGGCUACGCCACAGAUGAGACCGAGGAGUGCAUGCCUCUCACCAUCGUCUUGGCCCACAGGCUUAACUCAAAGAUGGCUGAACUCAGACGUAGUGGAGCCAUCCCCUGGCUGCGUCCAGACUCUAAAACACAGGUGACCGUGCAUUAUGACCAGAAGAACGGAGCUGUGAUCCCCAGGAGAGUUCACACCAUCGUGAUCUCUGUCCAGCACGACGACUGCAUUUCUCUGGAGGAGCAGAAGAGAAUCCUCAAGGAGAAGGUGAUCAAAGCCGUGGUUCCUGCUAAGUAUUUGGAUGAUAAGACCAUCUACCACCUGCAGCCCAGCGGUCGCUUCGUCAUCGGAGGACCUCAGGGCGACGCUGGUGUGACAGGCAGGAAGAUCAUCGUGGACACGUACGGAGGGUGGGGCGCUCACGGUGGCGGAGCUUUCUCCGGCAAAGACUUCUCGAAGGUGGACCGAUCGGCUGCCUACGCUGCUCGCUGGGUGGCCAAGUCUCUAGUCAAAGCCAAACUGUGCAGGAGAGUUCUAGUUCAGGUGUCUUAUGCCAUCGGAGUGGCCCAACCUCUGUCCAUCUCCGUGUUCACCUACGGCUCAUCCAAGAAAACAGAGUCGGAGCUCCUCCAGAUCGUCAACAAGAACUUUGAUCUGCGGCCAGGAGUCAUCGUCAGGGAACUGAAUCUGAAGAGGCCGAUCUACCAGCAGACGGCCUCUUACGGUCACUUUGGUCGACCAGAGUUUACUUGGGAGAUGCCCAAAAAGCUUGUGUACUAAAUUCUUUCACCUGCUCGUCCUGUUUGACCCGAUCUAGAGGCUACAUGAGACUUUUCACUCUGAUAAGAACUGAUGAGGCAUUUUUUAAUAGGAAGAAGUAAAGCCACAAAAAGAAUAAUGAUAGGCUCAACUGGUUGAAGCAGUAGGACAUAUCACGUGAUGGGACAUAUCUCUCCAAUGAGUAGAGACACAUUGUGGAGGCAUCUCAGUAACCAGUCAACCUCCCCUCCUCAUUAUAUAACCAAUUAUUGGUAUAUGAUGAUCUAGAAUAUAAUUAUCUUAAGAUAAUCUACCGCACUACAAACAGUGUUUUACCUCAGAGCUGUGAGUGUGUGAAUAUUCAUUUACGUGACCAGUAUUCUGGUCUUUGACAACAGCAAGUAUUUCAGGAGUGACUUUUCUGUCAAUAUCAAAGCAAUUGUUGCGCCACCAAAGGCUUGGCUUGAGGUGACAGAUGAUACAUUUUAAAUAAUAAGAAUAACAUUAUUUUAGUUCAUUACAUCCCUGCAGCAUCAGAAGGGAACAAGACAUGGAUGUUAAAGGGGACAUCAGGCUGCUACAGUUGCAGGAUGCAGACCUACUGACCAUAACUGAUCACGUCAGGUUACCAGACUAUGAGACCAGUGGAGAUAUUUUAAUAAACACCACACCUGCUGAUUGAUAUUUACCGUCACCACACUGUAUUAUACAUUGCUGCACAUUAAAAGCCAAAAUAGAGGAUGCACACUGAGGAGCUUACCGUCUUGUGCUUGGCAUUUAUUGCCGUUUUUUCCAAUUUCACCAGAGGGGGAAAGUAUUGAACGAAGGUGGCCGCGCAUGCUCUUGCAUCCUCUUAGGACCACGCACAUCUCUUUCUCUGACUCGUAUUCACCUGAUUACAGUAACACUAAUCAUGACUGCAAAUAUACUUUUCUACGUUCAUUUUGUAAUUAGUGUUCUAGGAAGUUGUUACAAUCACGUUAUACAACAAAAAAUUGCCGUGCAGUCUAGUGUUGCUAUCUGGUCUUUAUUAAGUGCUUUAUUUCAAUAACAAGCUGCUUAUAUUUUUUGGUCGCUGAUUUGUAUCUUCUUUUUUUUGCCUGCAGGACUGUCAGUAGAUGUUGCUUAUUUUAACAAAUUACUUGUAGCUUCUUCUCUCUUUGCUCUCUGCAGUGGAUUACCAAACUGUAUGCUGUUGAGAAUAAAGCAUCUACAGCCCUGCAAAUGUCUUAGAAUUGCUGCAUUUGAACAAUGUUAUAAGCCUAUGUUGAAUAAAUAUCUGACAGAAUACCUUGGUUUAGAUGCAGAUAUACUUAUAUAUCUCGUAUGGGGUUAAAAGUUUUACUCAAUGUGUAUUGUUACGUUGCAGCUCCUUAUUGUAGAUUGAGAUCCUUCCACUUGGAUUUAGUGGAAGAAAUCGAGAACAAAGCAUUUAGAAAAUGUUAUUUUAAGUCAGCUUUCAAGAUUGCGUAAUUUAAAGUAUUUACUAAGAUUCUUACAUUCUGAAUGGAAGUGGGAUUGUGAGCAGUAUUCAUCUUAAAAUGUCAUGUCUGUGGGUGUUUAGGAAUUGUGGUGUAACAACCGGUGCAACAUUGUUUUUAUAAAAGAGGUUUUACUCUAUUUCAUGUGUUGAUCUUCUGUCAACUUUGUUGGCAGAGAAACCACAGUGUAAAUAAUUAAACAAUAAAGACAAUUAAAAAUG
This is a messenger RNA of Gasterosteus aculeatus aculeatus (three-spined stickleback), 3001 nucleotides long. It is a transcript of the gene mat1a, whose product is annotated as methionine adenosyltransferase 1A. The record is from RefSeq and is a predicted model, not a curated record. Gene Ontology annotation, biological process: S-adenosylmethionine biosynthetic process. Gene Ontology annotation, molecular function: methionine adenosyltransferase activity; ATP binding. NCBI's taxonomy places the organism in Eukaryota, Metazoa, Chordata, Actinopteri, Perciformes, Gasterosteidae.